UGGAGGGUGGCAGGCAGCCCAGGGGGGCGCUCAGGGGCUGGGCCCUGGGUGCCCGCCCCUGUGUCAACAUCUGGAGCUGCAGGCUGUGACCUGAGGGCUUUGGUCGCAGGCUCGGGGCCAGGCUUGUAUGUCCUGCCGUCCACCGUGGGCUACAUCAACCACGACUGCACCAGGGCGGUCAGCCCGGCCUACUCCCUCUUCCGGAGGCCCCGCCCCAGUAAGAUCGCCUUUAGAAUCAGCAAAAAUCCCAACCCAACCUGAAACAAAACUCCAGAAGCUCCAAGGAAGGGCAUCUCCACAGGACACCAGCCCUGGGCCUGUGUACUUCCUGGACCCAAAAGUCACCCGCUUUGGCCGAAGCUGCACCCCUGCCUACUCCAUGCAGGGUCGGGGCAAGUCUCGGGGUCUGGAGGUGACACCAGGCCCUGGGGCCUACAGCCCAGAGAAGGUAGCCCCUGUGCGUCACCGGACGCCUCCGGCUUUCACUCUGGGAUCCCGCCUACGACCACAGCUCCAGGACACCUCAGCCCCUGCCCCUAACACCUAUACUCUGCCCUCCCUCUGGGGCUCCCAGAUAUUCACUAAGCCCAGCAGCCCCAGCUACACGGUAGCAGGCCGCACACCCCCCACUCGCCCCCCUCAGGACCCUGCUGAGAUACCAGGCCCUGGCCAGUAUGAUAGCCCAGACCCCAACACCUACCGUCAGCGCCGGCCCGCCUUCACCAUGCUGGGCCGGCCGCGUGCCACCCGCACCCCGGAAGAGACUCCUGGGCCUGGUGCCCACAGACCUGAGCAGGUCACCAUGACCACAGCCAGGGCCCCAGCGUUCACCAUGGGCAUCCGCCACUCCAAAAGGGCUACCACCAUGGGUGGGGACACCAUGCCCUGACACCUUUGGGGUCAGGACUCCCAGCUGCCCCUGGACCAAGCCUCAGUUUACCUCUGUGGUCACAUGGGGUGCGGGCAGGCCCCUCUUGAGCCUGGCUUUGGCUGGUGGGGUGCUUGGAGAAGUGGGGGGCAGGUGCCUCUUUUCUCCUUUUUUCUGAACUCUGAGGUCCUUCUGGGCCACCUGCUUCUUUCGGUCCCUGAAGGCUGUGACCCUGCGGCCCCGUCAGGGUGAUCUUCCGUCCAGUGCCCCAGAUUCUUCCUUCUGGUCACACCAGGCCAAGUCAGGCCAGGCAGAGAAAGGGAGAGCCCCAGCCCUCCCCAGCGGCUGGCUGGGGAUGAGCUUCCUGUGCCCUAGAACUUGGCGUCCACCCUGCUAGGGCCUGCGUCCCCAACACGGCUCAGGUUUCGGCUAAACUUGGGCUCUUCCCUGCUCCUCAAGGAAGCACAGCUGCCUGCGCUGGUCCCGGCCCCAAAUCGGGCUGAUACCCCUCCCUCUAGGGGCUGCCAAUAAAUCUCUCUGU
This is a messenger RNA of Zalophus californianus (California sea lion), 1409 nucleotides long. It is a transcript of the gene CIMAP1D, whose product is annotated as outer dense fiber of sperm tails 3 like 2. Bases 128 to 889 code for a protein of 253 amino acids. NCBI's taxonomy places the organism in Eukaryota, Metazoa, Chordata, Mammalia, Carnivora, Otariidae. Gene Ontology annotation, cellular component: cytoskeleton; cytoplasmic microtubule. The transcript has 4 exons. The record is from RefSeq and is a predicted model, not a curated record.